AAAGAGCAGGAGUCCCUCUCCUCGUGUGCCCCCCCCGCCCCCUCCGGAUCGGUGUGACUUCCUUGCCUGCUGCGAUCUCUUCCAAGCGGAGCAGAGGCUGGGAGAGGUGACCCGCCGCCGGUGCGCACACGCCGCCCUCCCUCGCCCGCGUGGCUGGAGGCUGGCAAACUUCACGCUGCCUGCCCCUGCCAUGAUGGGAGCUCUGGCUAAAGGUCGGGAUCUCCUGCUUCGGAUUCCGAGAGGCUCUGGAGCCUGCGGAUUAAAGGGCUAGGCGGGAAAAGGGGGGGUGGCGGUGGUGGCUGGAGAAAGAGCCGCAAUGCCUGUUGCUUGGAAGGGGGUCGUGGCGGAUUUGUUCGGCUCUGCUGCCCCCAGAUCGCCUUUCCCCCCUCGGGCUGCAGCAGGGCUCCGGAGGAAGGCGACAGCCAGCGGCUACUGGAGGCAGGUGGCGAAAGGUAGUGCUCACCAACCAACGGUCUCCAAGGUUCCUUAAGAGGCAGAGAAAGUACAAGAGGUAGCCUAUGAUUGAGUGGACGAACAGUUAUCCAGAUGCCCUGCCAUGCCUUUCCUGGACUGGUUCCUUUACCACUCAGUUGCCAUGUGGCUGCUCCUUCAGAGUUUUGUUCUCAUGGCCUUUUGCUUCCACUCAGCCACCACUUUUCCCAAGGGCUGCUACCCCUCCCAUGAAGAUGGCUUCAAAACGUUCAGAUGCAGCAAAGCUCAGCUCACAGUUAUCCCUAAAGAUAUACCCAACGAUACCAACAAAUUGUAUCUGGAUUAUAACCAGAUUUCUUUCCUGCCCAAUGACGCCUUUCAAAAUUUGCCACUUCUAAUGGAACUGGACUUGUCCCACAACGUCAUCAGCCGGGUGGAAGUCGGAGCCUUCCGGGGCUUGUCAGAAAAUCUACACUCUUUGGACUUAUCUUCUAACAAACUGGUGUCGGUUAACAAGGACGUCUUUAACACACUCAAAGCCAAAGCCAACUUAUCCAGCAACCCUUGGCUGUGUGACUGUAUACUCCAGCAGCUCAUUGAGAGAGUAGAGCUGGUUGCCGGUACCUCUGAUGGGAUUGUGUGUGAUGCCUCUGCACGAAAGGAGCAUAUCGGCAAGCCUUUCCUACAGCUAGUUGGGGACAUAGAUUUCUGCAACAUCUACAAAAAGACCACCGACAUUGCCAUGUUAGUCACCAUGUUUGGCUGGUUCGCCAUGGUGAUCUCCUACUUGAUCUAUUACGUCCGGCAGAACCAAGAAGAUGCCCGACGGCAUCUAGAAUAUCUCAAGUCCUUGCCCAGCAAACAGAAGAAGUCUGAAGAAUCUUCUACAAUUAGCACUGUGGUGUGACCAAAAAAAGGAAAAGAAACAAACCCUCUCACCCGCGUCCUCAAAACAUCAUAGGUCUGCUGGAGUAGAUGGAAAUAUUCUACAUCUACUUCCAGUGGUUCAUGUCCACCAGAUGCUGGAAUGCACAAUGGCUAAAGAGACUGUUAUUAAACAAACAAAGAAAAAGACUUUGGGAGGUAGGGCCUUAUUUAUAUAGAAAAAGGGUCUCCCUUCGUAUUUAUUCCUGAGCAAUGAAUAACAAGAAUCAUGUCAAAGUCAGGGCCAUGGUUCAGUUCUGUGGCAUCCUUAAAAAUUGGAAUGAAUGCCAGAUUUUCCAGGCCUACAGCAGGGACUCUAUUACACACAGACUUUACAAACCCCUCUUUCUCUCAAUGCAUGGUAUCAACAUCCUGAUGAUGUGCAUCUUGGGAUAAGUUCCCAUCAUGCACUGUUCCAGAGAUAAAAAAGAAUUGGGAGCGGGGUGAUGAUUUUGCUGUGCUUUGUGUUUCCCAGGAAGAGAUUUACUCAAAUUCAGGCUUAAGGGAAAUCCAGCGGGUGGGCAGCCGGAUCCUGUGUAUGUUUACUCAAAGUAGUAACUCCCAAUGUGUUCAGUGGGAAUUACUCUCAAGUCAGUGUGCAUUGGAUUGCAGCCCUCAAGGUUAUUUCAAGGCCUGAAGUACAAGAGUCCCAAAACAAUCUGAAGUAAUUACCAAGUGCUGGGAGGCUUCUGAGCCAAUUAUUAAUGUAUAAGAUUAGAGUUAACAAAUUACACCAUCCCAUUAAAGCUGAAUAUUCGCUUUGAACACACGUUACCAGCUCCAACAUUUCCCCUCCCCUCCAAUAUUUCAGAUUAGAAGGGUUCUCCUCUCCCCCCCCCCGCUUCAAAAUCUUUUUCUUCUUUGCAGGAAUCCAUUAGGAGAGGGGAAAUCAAUGCUCUGAACUUUUAAGCCAUGCUCUCACAGUUCUUGCGGCUGUUAAGGCUGUUUCUUGAACCUGCUGGGAGAUGGAAAAUCUUAAUUAGCUAAAGCAAUGUAGAAAAAUUUCAUGCUCACAUUGACUCUUAAGGAAUAAAAAAAAAUACAUGGAAAACAUGCACAAGCACCCUGAUCCAGAAAACAGCAGGAACAGCAGAAGGCUGCACACAGCAUGUAUGUCCAUCGACAGGCGCUGCCCAGCUCUCAAGCAUGUACAGAGGCUGGUGCACGGGGGCCUCUAAAGGAGUAGCACAUGACCCACAUGCAUGGGUCAGCACAUUGCUGGAUGAGGUCUGUUGUCCCCCAUGCAACAGCCUUUUCUGCAAUUGACUUGGGCAGACUCACACCUGAAAACCAAUUUCUACACGUCGAUUGCAUUCGCUGGAUCGAGGUGAUUGUGUUUAAGUGUUUUCUCUUCAUGCAAGUGACUGCGUCAUCCUUUCAGUAGUAAUACAGGACUCCAAAAAUCUCCAUGAUUCACAGAUAUUUAUCACUUUGAUAAAGUAACUUUUAAAGACACGGAAUAAUUCCUGAUCUGAAAUCAUGAACUAGUAGCUGAGAAUAUUUGUAUGGGCACUUAUAGGCAAAAUAUCACAUUACCAAGAAAUGUAUAGUAUCUAUCAACAUUUUUCACGGGGAAGACUGCAACUUUCUUUUGCUAAAGUUCCUGGACUUUAAAAAAAAACCCACGAACAUAUAAUUUCAUUGGUUUUCAAAAUGGAUCAAUUUUUUAUACGUACUGUAGCAAUAGCCGGAUAUCCAUUUUGCUGGAAUGCUUCACUUCUAUCCAUAAUAGUGAUCAGAAUGAAAUGCAUAUGCAUCUAUGGAUUAAUAGUAUAAAUAAUUGGAAAAUUAGUAAGACAUGCGAUAUAGAAGACACAUCUACAUGUAAGGUAUCAAAUAGAAUAACAGGGUCAUGUCCUUUGAGACUUUUUGAAAAAUGAAAACAGUUUUAGACCCAAAUUUGAAAAGAACUCAUCCGGGUUCCAAAAGUGUAUUGUUUUCUUUCCAUUUAGAAAUAUGAACCUGCAAAACGAAGGCAGGGUGCAGUUCACAUGUAGCUGGCCAUUACUUUCUUAACUCACAGAAGUGGUCUGCUUCUCAUAAACCACAAGUUGUGGCUGAAGAUGAUGGGAGUUGUAGUGCAAGAACAGCUGGAGAGCCUCAAGUUCACACCCUUGCUGUAAUGGUUUUGCUGGGACUCUGCAGCUGCCUGUUCCUUCUUCCGCUUUUCAUCAUUGUGAGCCAAAAGCUCUCAGAUCUCAGCUGUGACAAUUUCCAUGGUCUCCAAAGGUCUGAAGUCUACUUUACAGGUAGCAGAAGUUGCCAUAGCUGAGACCCACAAGAUCGAAGUUCACACAUUGCACUGCUCGCAUUGAGUAGACCAUUCCUGGGAGUGAAGGAAGAAGCCUGCAAAAGCCCCAGGUGAUAUGUAAGGCCAACGGAAAAGCAUCAUCCAAUCUCUUGCUAUCCAACAUUGCACCACCUUUAUACACCAAUGUGCCACACAAAAGGGUUGUUUUGUCAAGAUUUUUUCAACCACAGGAAGAAGCAUGUAUGGAGGACCUUAAGGAGGUACGCUGGGCUUGGGAAGGUAUUUCUACUCACUCCAACCCUUGAGGGUGUUCAAACUGGAGAUGGAGCUGUGGCCAAGGAGCACAUCUGUGGCACACCCAAAACUGCAGAUGUGACCUGGAUGUCCACCUGUAUUCCUCAUGUGCCUACCUGGUUCCUACUUGGGGGAACUAUGCCCUGCCAGGUUUCUAGACCAUAUGAUACUCUGCUCUGACCCAAGAAGGGCAGGCGAUAGAGACUACACCCACCUGCCAUACUCUCAAGUGCCCUUUAACUGAGAGACAUCUUCCUCCAGAGCUUGAUCGUCUGGUGUUCCAGGGCAGGGCUUUCUGUGGGUGGACAUUUUUGCAAGUCCUACCUACUUUGUAGCAAAAUGCUCCCCUUGUUCUUCAAGAGGUUCCUUCUUCUGUUUCCUUACCAAUAAAAGCCGAAAAGCCUUCUUUUGAAGAAAGAGAACGCACCGCAACAAUCUACCGUCAGACUAAAGGGGCAUUGGUCACCGUAUGUUGAAUUUAAGGAUGCAGAAGUCAGCUGACCUUCCACUGUGACCAUGUACCGAGGGAACACAGGAUAUGAGAAGAAAGACCCGAAUGCACACGCUCUCUUUCUCUGUUGAUAAGCAGCCUUAUGCCUUGAGCUCUUCAAACUCAGUACCUCUUCUCUACAUUCCCAGUAUGCAGCGGGACUCCUCCAUCGCAGUGUUGGCAGCAACCAGAGCUGCAUUCAGAGAAAACACUGAGAAACCAAAAUGGUUACUGAAAACCUAUACACGCGCACAAAGGGGGGGGGAACCACCUUGGUAAUAAACUCUUUCCUGUUUUUCAAAUGUUAUUUAUUUAACUUUUCCCAUGACAAAUAAACAAAAAAUUCAACUGGU
Hemicordylus capensis (graceful crag lizard) is the source of this 4744-nucleotide messenger RNA. It is a transcript of the gene LRRC3C, whose product is annotated as leucine rich repeat containing 3C. The transcript is spliced from 2 exons. The record is from RefSeq and is a predicted model, not a curated record. Gene Ontology annotation, cellular component: plasma membrane. The coding region runs from base 557 to 1339 and encodes 260 amino acids. Gene Ontology annotation, molecular function: protein binding. Lineage: Eukaryota; Metazoa; Chordata; Lepidosauria; Squamata; Cordylidae.